Molecule: messenger RNA, 1496 nt
Organism: Verruconis gallopava
Lineage: Eukaryota; Fungi; Ascomycota; Dothideomycetes; Venturiales; Sympoventuriaceae
Exons: 2
Coding region: 400-1221 (273 amino acids)
Source: RefSeq, a predicted model, not a curated record
CUCGGACUCAGCCUUCCACGCAUCGUCAUUCUGAGCUGAACAGCCCGGGGCCAAUGAUGAUGCGCGUGAUGCCGACGCUGGUCAUCGCCGUGUUGCCUUUUGCUGUUCCCACAUGCAGGGUCUGGCUCAGCUUCUCCCCCACCAUGCAGCGCGCCCCUCGUUGCCUGUUGCUUCGCGUGUAAUCCCGAACCCAUCCUUUGAUCUCCCUUCUUGCGCGAUCGACGCGCAGCUCACCCAAGUCUGAGACCGACCAUUCUGGACAGACGACAGCGCGUGUGAAACAUCAUAUUUAAGCCCGACCUUUGUCUCCUUCAGUCCUUUUCCACCAAAACUCCUCAACCCCUGCUCCUCUUCGUCCCCUUCCUCCUGCACCUCCUUCUGGCAAAUCUAUCCCACAGAAUGGCCAGUAACGAAUACUACGGCGGCCAACAACCCGGAGGCGGUUAUAACCAAGGCGGUUACGGCCAGCCUCAGUACGGCCAGCAGUCCCAGAGCGCCUGGGACCAGUACGGCGGCGCGCCUCCUCCUCAAGGCCACAGUCCAUAUCCGCCCCCAAACCAAGGAUACGGUGGUUCUCCUCCUCCUCCUCAGCAGCACGAUCCGUAUAGCCACGGCUACAAUCAAGGCUACAAUCAGGGACCACCUCCGGCACAGAACUAUGGACCUCCACCAGGCCCUUACGAGCAGCAGCAUGUCCCUCCUCCGUUCGGAGCCGAGCACAACCGCGAAGGAGGACACUCGCCCUACCCACCUCAGCACCAACAAGGCCCGUACGGUGCUCCCCCACCGAACCAGCACUAUGGCGAUCCCAACGCAGCUCCGCCACCAGGCGCUGCAGGACCUGAGGGUGCCGCAGAGGGUGAGCGAGGCCUUGGAAAAACCCUACUCGGCGGCGCCGCGGGAGGUCUGCUUGGACACCAGGUCGGUCACGGUGGCCUUGGAGCCAUCGGCGGUGCCAUUGUCGCGAACAUGAUCGGUGGCGACAAGAAGAAGAAGAAGCACCACGAAGAGGACUAUUACUCCCAUCAUGGCGGCUCGUCCCAUCACGGCGGCUCCUCUCAUCACGGCGGCUCCUCGCACCACAGUGGCAGCAGCUAUGCGGGAUACGCCGGGUCCGCAGCUGCUCUGGGCGGCUUGUACGAGCACGGAAAGCACAAGAAGCACCACAAGAAGCACAGAAGCCGGGGCGGCAGCUCAUCGAGCAGCAGCGACUCGGACUGAGCUACGGCGGUGUCAAGCAAGUCAGCACGAGUUCUUUCUUUUUUUUUUCAUUUAUUUUCUUGGUUCUCUUACACUCCCGUCGUGAUGAGCACGACAAAGAUGAUUGUGACAAAGGGCGGUCUUUCUCGAAACAGAUUGGAAAUUCUUUAUAUCAUAACGCUGCGAGACGAAUGAUCCGCAGCGGUUCUCUAUCGACGAAUCGUGACACAGCUCGUUCACGAGCCGUGCUUUCACGGUGAUGUAUUUUUGACCUUCUACAUGUUUUGCCACCAUCA